Messenger RNA from Pygoscelis adeliae (Adelie penguin), 432 nucleotides. RefSeq names its product retinoic acid receptor, alpha (gene RARA). Lineage: Eukaryota; Metazoa; Chordata; Aves; Sphenisciformes; Spheniscidae. The transcript is spliced from 3 exons. The record is from RefSeq and is a predicted model, not a curated record. Gene Ontology annotation, biological process: regulation of transcription by RNA polymerase II; cellular response to corticotropin-releasing hormone stimulus. The annotation marks the transcript as partial. Gene Ontology annotation, molecular function: DNA-binding transcription factor activity, RNA polymerase II-specific; RNA polymerase II cis-regulatory region sequence-specific DNA binding; nuclear glucocorticoid receptor binding. Gene Ontology annotation, cellular component: transcription regulator complex; nucleus.
GCAGCCGUCCGCAACGACCGGAACAAGAAGAAGAAGGACGUGCCCAAGCCGGAGUGUUCGGAGAGCUACAUCAUCACGCCCGAGGUGGAGGAGCUCAUCGAGAAGGUGCGCAAGGCCCACCAGGAGACCUUCCCCGCCCUCUGCCAGCUUGGCAAAUACACUACGAACAACAGCUCGGAGCAGCGGGUCUCCCUGGACAUCGACCUGUGGGACAAGUUCAGCGAGUUGUCCACCAAGUGCAUCAUCAAGACGGUGGAGUUUGCCAAGCAGCUCCCCGGCUUCACCACGCUCACCAUCGCUGACCAGAUCACCCUCCUCAAAGCCGCCUGCCUCGACAUCCUGCUGAACACGGGGUUUCUUGGCAGCCAGACAGAAGAUAAAACUGCCAACACCGAGCACGGUGUGGAGACAAGUCUGCACAAACCUCCGUGA